This is a messenger RNA of Cyanistes caeruleus (blue tit), 453 nucleotides long. The record is from RefSeq and is a predicted model, not a curated record. NCBI's taxonomy places the organism in Eukaryota, Metazoa, Chordata, Aves, Passeriformes, Paridae.
AUGGGGACGGGAAUUUUCCUGCCCGGCGCUCGGAGCACAAAGGAGGCGAAUUCCCGGCUUUUGUCGGGAAUUUUUGAAACCUUUUUGGUUGGGUUUUACGUGGUGCCGCUGCAGCCCGAGGCCGGCGCGCUCCGCCGGGGCCGCAAGAAGCGCGUCCCGUACUCGAAGCUGCAGCUGAAGGAGCUGGAGAAGGAAUACGCCAGCAGCAAAUUCAUCACCAAAGAGAAGCGGCGCCGCAUCUCGGCCAGCACCAACCUGUCCGAGCGCCAGGUCACCAUCUGGUUCCAGAACCGCCGCGUCAAGGAGAAGAAAGUGGUCAGCAAAGCCAAGCCCGGACACCUCCACCCCACCUGAGGGGACCCCGCGGCCGCCAAAACCCCCCGGAACGGAAAAAAAAAUAAUUCAGAAUAACCGCAGAAAGAGGGAAGGCGGAGGAGCUGAAAUUUUUGUGAU